UGAUGACCCACAAGAAUGAGGAUUUAUUUAUACAGAAAUGUGAUGUACGAAUCGGAAUAAUUAAGGUGACGUUAAAUUAUUAACUUCCUCCUGUCUCGCUACACAAGUUGUGAAAGAGUUGAUGGACAGCAUCUUUAUCACUGGGAUACUUCGUCACUGUCAAAUCUACAUGCCAACAUGUCACAAAGAGAGCAGCGUUCAAGAAAUAACCGCGAAUCAUCCAGUACAUAUACAAUCAUAACAACAGAAGACCCCGAAGACGAUAUUGUCAAUAGAACUGUUCAAUGGAGGAUCAACAAAGCCGAAAAUAAUUUGGCUGAUUCUGUGUGUUCUAACGCAUCAACCUCAUCCACCACUUCAUCUUCAUCGUCCACCAUACUGGCUCCUAGGCCAUCUACCUAUACCGAAGCAACUAACGCAACUCAGGUUGUACAGGAGGAAGUCCUGUCUCUGCCACAACCCGUAAUCACCACACCUCAACAGGACGAAGAGGAAGAAAAGCGUUGCUGGAUAUGCUUUGGCGAAGAGGAAGAUUCUGAGGGCAAGUGGGUGAAGCCAUGCAAAUGCUCUCUAAUUUGUCACGAGGAAUGUCUUUUGAACUGGAUCUCUGAAAAUCAAAAGGGACAGCCUUUCCGUAGGGUCCUCUGUCCACAAUGUGCGACUCCCUAUCAGUUGGUAGAGAGAGUCAGUAUACCAUUGUAUAUACUAUCGAAAGCAGACGCCGCAGUGCAUAUUGCUGCACCUUACAUUACCGUCCUUGGCCUGACAUGCUCCGUAUUAAUCUCUUCAACAACGUAUGGAGCAUAUGCCGUGCUAACUCUGUUUGGGCCAAAACAGGGUGAACGGCUUUUAGGUCAGCCAGGCGUAUGGACAUGGAAAACCUGGGUGGGUCUCCCAAUGAUCCCAGUUGUUUUGAUUGCCUCCAGAUCUCGGUGGGCCGACGGUAUUCUACCUUUUGUUGCAGUGCUGAUGGUAAGAGCAUCGGGCGGUCCACAGCAGAUGCGUAUCGGCUGGCCACCUAGUCCAGCUGUAACAGUUGGGUUUUUGCCUUGGUUUUAGCUGUUGUACAAUAACAUUUUCUCCAUUGCCCGCCAAUAUCUUUCUCGCAAACUCGUCCGAUCCAGAGAUGGAUCCAGAGCCAGAACCUUGGAGCAAAUCCACGGCAGACCAAGACGACGGAGCUCAUUUGAGUCAGAGGAGAGUGGCCACGAACCAUACGAUGAUAUUGAACCUGAUAUGUUGAUCGGCCGAGACACUCGCGAUGUUGGAAUAACUGUUGUUGGCGCUUUGCUUUGGCCAGCAAUAGUUGCCUUUAUCACAUGAAGGUAGUGCGUCGAAUAUU
Messenger RNA from Umbelopsis ramanniana AG, 1342 nucleotides. RefSeq lists its product as uncharacterized. Gene Ontology annotation, molecular function: zinc ion binding. Bases 178 to 1059 code for a protein of 293 amino acids. The transcript is spliced from 5 exons. The record is from RefSeq and is a predicted model, not a curated record. NCBI's taxonomy places the organism in Eukaryota, Fungi, Mucoromycota, Umbelopsidomycetes, Umbelopsidales, Umbelopsidaceae.